Thermothelomyces thermophilus ATCC 42464 is the source of this 4036-nucleotide messenger RNA. RefSeq lists its product as uncharacterized. The record is from RefSeq and is a predicted model, not a curated record. Lineage: Eukaryota; Fungi; Ascomycota; Sordariomycetes; Sordariales; Chaetomiaceae. The coding region runs from base 201 to 3959 and encodes 1252 amino acids. Gene Ontology annotation, molecular function: protein binding. The transcript has 4 exons.
CUUAGCUACCUUACACUACAUCAAUUUGCCGAGUCCAUGUGCUGGCCAGCAUCAACCCGCUCCUCCUGAUGAUCACACCGCUUUCUAGACCUCCCAGCGUCGACCGGGUGAUUGCCUAUAUUUUUUGCGAGCUGUGUUUGGUCCGCAUGUCUUGUGGAGUUAAGUUUUCGUAGUGCGAGUUGGCUUUCCAGCGAGGCAACAUGCCGGACGCAGUCAAAGCCGCGCAUUACAUCCAACAGCUCGAUGACGCCCGCUGCAAUGAGAACUGGGAUGCCGUGCCCGAGCUGAUCCGCAAAGUGCGGAAGCACGCCCCAGACCGGGUUUGCCUCGCUCUGACCGCCGAGAUCGAACACUCCAUCGCCAAAGCAAACCUUAAGCCGACCCCGUCCGCUCGCACCGCGUCCGCCGAAGGCAACGCCCGCCCUCCUAGUUCCUCCACGGCUCCCGCCGGCGGCCUCGAGGCAGCAAACCACCUGCCCGACCUCUUCACCGCAAUCGAUGCGGAAGCCGCCCAUCCCGAAGACCGCUUCCAGGCCCGUGUCUGCGCCGGCUGGCUGCUCUGGGUCUUGCGCGAGUACCCGGCCGCCCUCGCCCGCCUCCCCCGCACUCUCCACGACAAGGGCGGCGCAACCACCACCACCACCACCGACAACAUCAAUAACAAUAACAAUAACAAUGCGUCUCCGGACGGCGAUGACCAUGCCGCCGACGACGACGGCGAGAAGCCCCCCUCGGAGUGGACCAGGGUAUGCGGGCUCAAGGCGGCCUACCUGCGCGCCAACUGCCUCGCGCGGGACGGCCAGCGCGAGGGGGCCCUCGACGCCUUCGAGGCGGCACUGCCCGGGCUGAGCGCCGUCUGGGCCGCCGGCCCGGCCGACGCCCGGCCGCAGACGCGCUACUGGGCCGAGCUGUUCCUGACCGAGUGCUGCAUGCUCGCCGCCCAGGCCCUCCGCGAGGGCGCCCGCUCGCUGACGGACCCCAACUGCCUCGCCUGCUUCCGCGCCUGGGCCCGCUACUGGGCCGCCGGCAAGGGCGGGCCGUCCCCCGGCGGCUACGGCUUCCGCGGCUCCGUCCCCAGGCGCCAGGUCUGGGGCGAGUACUACUCCGCCCUGUCGGGCAUCCUGCAGGCGGACCUGCCCUUCCCCACCGGCGGCUCCACCGUGGCGGACGCCGUCGCAGGCGGCGGCGGCAGCGAGAACUCGGCCCGCGUCCGGCUGAGGACCGAGCUGAAGAAGGUCGAGGCCAUCUACCAGGGCUUGUUGUACAGCGAGACCAAGUUCCCCCGCGCGGACGAGGAGCGGACCGAGGUGGAGGACUUUGUGAGGCGCCUGAUGCAGAACUGGGAAGUCCUGAACGGGCGCGGCUGGAAGGAGCACGAGCUGGGCGCCGGCGGGAGGGACGCGCUGUGCCACGCCACCCUCGACAGCCUGUACGGCGCCGCGGCCAAGACGUACCACUCGACCGCCAUCCUGAGGCACAUGUUUACCGUCCACCUCGCCGUGGCCGAGUUCGACCUGGCCUUCAAGGCCUUCGACUCGUGGCUGGAGCUGGUCAAGAAGGGCAAGGCGAGGGUGAAGAAGACGGGACACCGCGAGCCCGCGCUGGACGGCAACGCGACCGUGUUCGAAACCAUCUCGACCUGCAUCGCGGCUCUCUGUCGGUUCGGCGGCAGAGAGGCCGCCGAGAAGGCGCACAAGCUCGCGGAAGAGCUCGCCGGUUUGGUUGCGGAGGAGGAGGAGAAGGAGGAGGGCGGCCGCCGUGAGCCAGACAACGCCGAUCCCCUAGACGAGGCGGUGCCGCCCGCUACCCUGGCCGUGGCGUGGCAGUCGAUCGGGCUGGCCCGCGCCCAGUGGGCGCGCAUGACCUUCGAAUCGGAUUCUCGCGCCACGCUGCAGGAGAAGGCCAUCCAGUGUCUCCGGAAAUCGCUUUCCCCCGCGUACGGCAACGGCCUCGACGCCAGGGGCGUGUUUGCCUUGGGGAUGCUGUACGCCGAGCAGCGCAAGCUCCCGGCGUCGAUAGAGAUCGUCAAGACGGCCCUUCUCGCCGAGAGGCUCCCCGGCACCGGCCGGGAGGAGCUGCGCCUCGGGCCGUAUUGGCGGGAAAGAUCGCUGAUACCGCUCUGGCACCUCCUCGCGCUGAUGCUGAGCGCGCGGCAGGAGUUCGUCAUGGCUGCCCGAGCAUGCGAAGGCGCCGUAGAGCAGUUCAAGGACCCCCACGUGCUCUUUGGGAGUCGGCAGCUCACCGGAGGUUACCGGAGUGAGCAUCUCAAGGAAGCCGGGAUCAAAGAUAGAGGCGGAGACGGCCUCGUGGACGAGAUGGACGACUACGAGAAGGAGGGGAUCCUGCAGAUCAAGAUGACGCAGCUCGCGAUCCUCGAGGUGAUCGAAGGGCCCGCCGUCGCCGUCAACGCCAGCACGGAGCUGCUCACCCUGUUCCCCAGGCUGUUUGGCGAUCUGGACCAGAAAGUCGAGCUCUCCCGCGCCGAGCCGCCCAAGACAUCCGGCACGAUGCGCAGCCUCAGGGGCAGCGUGUUCGGCGGCAAGUCGGACGAGGCUCGGCUGAAGCAGCAGGGGCCCGCAAGCGACGAGGGAAAGCCGGCGACCACGCCACCCCGGCCGCGCACCACACAGAGCGUCGCGACCACGGGUCAAUCCUCGGUCAACGACCCGGCCGACCCGUUCUCGAGCCGCAGGUCGACCAAGUCGGAAGACAUGAAGCGGAGCCGCAACAGCCUGCGCAAGCGCGACCGCAGCGGCAGCCGGCAGCGCGCUUUCAGCACCAGCAGCCCCCCGGGGCCCCCGCCGCUCGAAGGCGACAAGUCCUUUGCCGCUUUUGACGAGCGCAACCUCCCGAGCCACUCUGCUCCGAAGCAGACGGCCGAGCCUCCGAGGGAAGACCUUCGCAGGUCGACGCCGCGGUCGAGGGCGGGGACGGCAAGCCAGGCCGAGGUGCGAACCGGGCAGGUGGUCGGGACGUUUUCGCAGCUCCUGCCUUUCGUCACCUUCUCGCCUGACCACGGUCGGCGACGGAGGAAAGCGAUCCUAACCAAGGUCUGGCUCGUCAUUGCCGGUUUCUACCGCCGCGCCGGGCUCCUGGACGACGCCGGCCAAGCAAUCAGCGAGGCCCAAAGAGCUGCCGAAGAGCUGGAAGCGGAUGUGAUGAAUGAGGCGUCAGGGGCGAUGUCUGUGAGACAAGCGGGCUGGGGUAUGGAGAAGAGCUCCGAGGAGGUCAUUGCGGAUGUCUGGGCCGAGAAAGGGAACCUCUGGCUCGCCCGCGGGCGCCCGUACCAGGCGCGGGCUGACUUCGAGACGGCGUUGACGCACUUCCCCGACCACCCCGGCGCCAUCGUCGGGCUCUCUAACAUUCUCUUGGAUAUCCACACGGAAAAGCUGCUCCCGCCGCCCGCCGUGCCGGGGCUGGACCUCGGCAGGCUCGGUCUCGCCGACGACGACGGCGUCUUCCCCUCCACGCCCGGCGGCGCAGCAAUAACAACCGACCCCGCGACAACCCGCGCCAACAUUAACAGGGCAGACAAGUUCCCCGCCUUGCCAUCAGAGCCGCUCGGCCUGGGGCGAGCGAGCCCGGAAUCGAAAGCGAAACCUGCCGAGGCGCUGGUCAAUGGGCAUUCGGCUUCCAAGCAACAGCAGCAGCAGCAGGGCGCGGCGGCCACGUCGACACCUUCCCUCCUCGGCCCGCCGCUGCCUCCGCCGCACGAGGCGAGCUCCCUCCCGCUGAACGACCGGCUGGCGGCGCGCGACCGCGCGUUCGGCCUGCUCUCGGGCCUGACGAAGCUGGGGAGCGGGUGGAACCACUCGGAGGCGUGGUUCACGCUGGCGCGCGCGUACGAGGAGAGCGGGCAGCUGGAGAAGGCGCGGGACGCCCUGUGGUGGUGCAUCGAGCUGGAGGACGGGAGGGGCGUGAGGGAGUGGGACGUCGUCCGCGGCGGCUAUGUCCUGUAACUAACCCUCUCUCUCUCUCUCUGUGUGUGUGUCACGACAGGGCCCGUCGCGUUUUCUUUUUUUUUUUUUCUUUUUUU